Dentiscutata heterogama is the source of this 2515-nucleotide messenger RNA. The record is from the annotation of a GenBank genome assembly. NCBI's taxonomy places the organism in Eukaryota, Fungi, Glomeromycota, Glomeromycetes, Diversisporales, Gigasporaceae.
AUGUCACAACCAGUACAACCUAUAGUAAAAAUUUUUACUCCACCAUCGUCUCCACCUACGAUGACAGGUCAAGAGGAAUGGGAUAGUGUUGACGAUUUUUCUGUAGAUUCUUUGCGUGCUGAAGUCUCUUCUACUUCUACUGCGCAAAGUAUUUUUACACCUAGUUCGCCUCCUGAAGAAAUAAAUGGCGAAGAGCUUCCUAAUGAUUGUGAAGUACCUAAAAAUUCAUCAACUGAACUUCUACAAAAAAUGGGGCAUUGGUUUUAUAACACGAAGCUUGUUCAAUAUAUGAAAUCAGAUGAAAGGUCAAGGGUCAAACAAAUUUAUUCAACGAAUUCUAUAUGGAUGCUUGGAAUUGAAUAUAAAUUUCCGGAGGAUUGCGGGACCGUCAACCUUCCGAAGUUUGAUAAUGAUAAAGCUCGAAGUAGUCGAGCAUCUUCAUUUUUAAAUUUAGUUUUUGGUUCUUCUGAAGAAGAUAAUGAUUAUGAUGAUACGUCAGCAAAUGAUCGAAAUCAUAAUGAUGAUUCUAUUCAAUCACAUAAAUUAGGCAAGUCUCGUUCUUUUUCACAAGCUGUAUAUGGUGUUGACGGCCAACAUUUAGGUGUGCCUCAUCCAAAAGCUACCCCAAGGGUAACUCCUAAUUCGUCGUUGACGGGGCCAAAUAUAGUUAUCCAACGUUUAAGGACAUUAUCCUUCUCCCAAAAAUCUCCACCUGAAAAUAAAUCUUUUCCUGAUUUAUCAAUUUCAAAUACUGAGAAUCGUGUUAAUUCUGGAUCUUCGAAUCCUGUGUAUAGGCAAGGUGGUAGACGGUUACAUUCGUUUUCGUUUAUCAAAAAGUCUGAUUCUCCUGAUAUUUCACAAAUGGAUUCAAAAUCUUCUUCCAUAAUUCAAUCUGAUAAUUCAAUAAUUUCCACUCCAACAAAUAAUCAUUUACAAGCUCCUAAUCCAAAACGUUCUUCAAUAAUUGCUCCAAAUUUUUUACAAAAAUUUUCAAAUUCAAAUCAAGGGGUUGAAUCUUCAAAUUUAACUGCUCACGGUAUUUUUUCAUCAAAACCAAAAAAGCCUCGUCGAAUGACUUUUGCAGGAAUUUUCUCUGGUAAGGAGAAAAAUAAGCUUGGUAAUUCUUCACGUAAAUUAUAUCCACAUGCUGAAAUAGAAAGUGAUGUGGAUUCUAAAUUUUCUGGAAAUGAAUCAAGGCUUAAGUACACAAGUUUUGAAGAUAUUGAUAAUUCUAGAAAUCAGAUCGCCGAAAUUUCUUAUCCUGAAGAUGUAAUAUAUAGCUCUGGGGAGAGUGAUGACGGUGACAUCAAUUCAAGAACUGAUGAGGUUGAAUUGGAUGCACUUUCUGGUGAUAAUGUUUCUGUGGAAACUGUGACAAGAGAAUCUAUUUUACAAAAAGGCAUUAAAUAUUUUAAUUUAGAUAAUAAUAACGUUAAAGAUUUCUCAGAUGAUAAUAUACGACAAACUAACUUGCAAGUUAAUACAGAUUCUUUGCAUAAAAGAAAGAUAUCCGAUGCUGGAUCUGUUAGAUCAACUAGUUCAUUUCAGUCAAUAUCAACACCAACUAGUCUUUAUAAACUUGACUCAUUUGGUUCAAUGUCACCAAACCAAAAAAAAUUGAUGGACUUUUAUUUGGAUUUUCAAUCAAGAAUUUUUUGUUGUUAUCGAAAAGAUUUUCUUCCUAUCGAACCAGCUUUUCAUACUACCGAUACGGGUUGGGGUUGUAUGCAUAGAACUGGUCAGAGUUUACUAGCUCAAGGGUUUUUGUGCACCCUUUUAGGGAGAGACUGGAGAUUACAUAAUGACCAAAAAGAAUCUGACAAAUUAAUAUAUCGCAAGCCCGAACAAUACUAUUCUAUUCAUAACAUUGCACGUACGGGAAUUGCAUUGGAUAAAAAGAUUGGAGAUUGGUUUGGUCCUGCUACAGUAGCACACGUAUUAAAGAGAUUAUCUUUGAAUCAUAAAGAAUGCCCGCUAACUAUUCACAUUCCAGCAGAUAACGCCAUAUAUAGGACGGAGGUGAUUAAUAUAGCUAUGGGAGAAUAUGAUAACAAUUUAUUCAGUGAGCAAAAGGAAUGGAAACCUAUACUUAUAUUACUUUCUGUUAGAUUGGGUACAGAUAGGUUUAAUCCAAGCUAUUUUGGAAAUUUGAAGACUCUUUUUACAUUCCCUCAAUUCUUGGGAAUCGCAGGCGGUAGACCAAGAAAGUCUUUAUAUUUUGUAGCUGUUCAGGAUGAUGAGCUCUUAUAUCUUGAUCCACAUUUUGUUCGACCUGCAAUAAAUCUCAAUAAAACCACAGAAUUUCCGCUUGAAGAUUACCACUCUACAAUUGUUCGAACAAUGGAUAUCAGCGAAACGGAUCCCUCAAUGCUUUUGGGAUUUUUGUGCCAAAGACGUCAAGAUUUUGAUGACCUUUGCGAACGAGCUGAACGGACAAUGAAUCCGCAAUUCCCGAUUUUCACUAUAUUGAAUAUGUCCCCCAUGCGAGAAACUUGGCUGAGCACUUCGUCUAUGA